This is a messenger RNA of Striga hermonthica, 498 nucleotides long. NCBI's taxonomy places the organism in Eukaryota, Viridiplantae, Streptophyta, Magnoliopsida, Lamiales, Orobanchaceae. The record is from the annotation of a GenBank genome assembly.
AUGGCGGCUCUAUCCAGCUCCGUCGUGAUCUCGAAAAGCCCUUCGAUCUCACUAUCUUCAGGUUCUUUCUUCAAGUCUGCAGAUCAAUGCGUGGGGCCCACCAGCUUGGUGUUCAGUUCUCAGGGUAUCAAGAGAUCGUCUGCAAAAAAUAGGACACUUGUUGUCAAAGCAAGCUACAGUGAUGGCGGAAGGCCAAACACCGCAGGCAUCUUCGUCGGUGGCUUUGUUUUAGGGGGAAUAGUUGUGGGCGCACUUGGUUGUGUUUAUGCACCUCAGAUUAGCAAGGCGUUAACUGGAGCUGAUACAAAGGAGCUCAUGAGAAAACUGCCAAAGUUCAUCUAUGAUGAAGAAAAGGCUUUGGAGAAACAACGCAAGAAACUGUCUGAGAAGAUUGAACAGCUCAACUUAGCUAUCGAUAAUAUCUCCAAUCAGUUAAUGACAGGAGAAACUACAAACGGGUCGGCUGUGAUCUCGAGUGACGUUGAAGCAGUCAUAUAA